Messenger RNA from Manis javanica (Malayan pangolin), 4415 nucleotides. It is a transcript of the gene ARHGAP30, whose product is annotated as Rho GTPase activating protein 30. The record is from RefSeq and is a predicted model, not a curated record. Gene Ontology annotation, molecular function: GTPase activator activity. Gene Ontology annotation, biological process: small GTPase-mediated signal transduction. NCBI's taxonomy places the organism in Eukaryota, Metazoa, Chordata, Mammalia, Pholidota, Manidae.
UACCUCCCCCACCCCAGGCCCUGUGGUUGCAAAGAUGCUCUAACAGGAAGCGGGUUUGAGAAGCUGCACAGCUUCCUGCCCCCCAGGGCUGAGAAGGGCGAGUGCCAGGCCAGGCCACGAGACACAGCUUCUUGCCAGUGUCCUGGCAGCUUCCUCUUCCACAGCUACUUCCGUGUGGCCGGAGCCCCAGAGGCAGGAGCUGUGGCCUGUUGCCCAGGCCACCCUCCACCCCCAGUUCAGAGCCCUGCCCCCCCAGGCCAGGCCCAGCCCAGAGGCUGGUGUGGGAUCCCAUGGGGGACUGGUAGGGCAAAGGUCUUGGGGGACAGAGGUGGCUGGGCCAGAGCCUUGGGGCUCCGGCCAUGAAGUCUCGGCAGAAAGGAAAGAAGAAAGGCAGCUCGAAGGAGCGGGUGUUUGGGUGUGACCUGCAGGAGCACCUGCAGCAUGCAGGCCAGGAGGUGCCCCAGGUGUUACGGAGCUGUGCCGAGUUUGUGGAAGAAUAUGGAGUGGUGGAUGGGAUCUACCGUCUCUCAGGGGUCUCUUCCAACAUCCAGAAGCUCCGGCAGGAGUUUGAGGCAGAGCGGAAACCAGACCUGCGACGAGAUGUUUACCUGCAGGACAUUCACUGUGUCUCCUCCCUGUGCAAAGCCUACUUCAGAGAACUGCCGGAUCCCCUGCUCACUUACCGGCUCUAUGACAAGUUUGCUGAGGCCGUAGCAGUGCAACUGGAGCCUGAGCGCUUGGUCAAGAUCCUAGAGGUGCUUCAAGAACUCCCUGUGCCAAACUACAGGACCCUGGAGUUCCUCAUGCAGCACUUGGUGCACAUGGCCUCUUUCAGUGCCCAGACCAACAUGCACGCCCGCAACCUGGCCAUCGUGUGGGCCCCCAACCUGCUGAGGUCUAAGGACAUAGAGGCCUCAGGCUUCAACGGGACAGCAGCCUUCAUGGAGGUGCGUGUGCAGUCCAUCGUGGUCGAGUUCAUCCUCACACAUGUAGACCAGCUCUUCGGGGGCGCUGCUCUCUCUGGUGGUGAGAUGGAGAGUGGGUGGCGACCACUUCUAGGGGCCCGGGCGUCAGGUAGCCCUGAGGACCUUAUGCCCAGGUCCCUGCCCUACCACCUGCCUAGCAUCUUGCAGGCUGGCGAUGGACCCCCCCAGAUGCGGCCCUACCACACUAUCAUUGAAAUUGCAGAGCACAAGAGGAAGGGGUCUUUGAAGGUCCGGAAGUGGAGAUCUAUCUUCAAUCUGGGUCGCUCUGGCCAUGAGACCAAGCGUAAACUUACACGGGGGGCUGAGGACAGGGAGGACAAAUCCGGUAAGGGGACUCUGCGGCCAGCCAAGAGCAUGGACUCACUGAGCGCUGCAGCCGGGGCCAGUGAUGAGCCAGAGGGGCUGGUGGGACCCAGUAGUCCCCGGCCCAACCCGCUGCUGCCAGGGAGCUUGGAGAAUGAUUCCAUGGAGGCAGCAGAGGGUGAACAGGAGCCUGAGACAGAGGCACUGGGAAGCACGAACUCUGAGCCGGGCACACCGCGAGUUGGGCGGUCAGCAGUCCGCGCUGGGGGCAGCAGCCGUGCCGAGCGCUGUGCUGGUGUCCACAUCUCAGACCCCUACAAUGUCAACCUCCCACUACACAUCACCUCAAUCCUCAGUGUGCCCCCAAACAUCAUCUCUAAUGUCUCCUUGGCCAGGCUCACCCGUGGCCUUGAGUGCCCUGCCCUACAGCCCCGACCAAACCCUGCCUCUGGCCCUGGUCCUGGCCCUGGCCCCCCAGAUGAGAAGUUGGAGGCAAGUCCAGACCCAGCUCCUCUGGCUGACUCGGGCCCAGCGGAUGUUGUACCUGCCCUGGAGGACUGCCUGUCCCAGGAGGUGCAGGAUUCCUUCUCCUUCCUAGAGGACUCAAGCAGCUCAGAGCCCGAGUGGGUGGGGGUGGAGGACGGGGAGGUGGCCGAGGCAGGAACGGCAGGAGCAGCCUUCUCCCCUGGGGAGGACGACCCUGGGAUGGGCUACCUGGAGGAGCUCCUGGGAGUUGGGCCUCAGGUGGAGGAGUUCUCUGUGGAGCCGCCCCUGGAUGACCUGUCUCUGGAAGAGGCGCAGUUUGUCCUGGCUCCCAGCUGCUGUUCUCUGGACUCUGCUGGUCCCGGGCCUGAAGCAGAGGAAGAAAGUGGGGAGGAAGUCUUCCUGAGUGCCUAUGAUGACCUGAGUCCCCUCCUGGGGCCCAAACCCCCAACCUGGGAGGGCCCGGGGAGUCUGGAGGAAGACGCGGCCGGGUGUGUAAGACAGGAGGCUCCGGGACAGGCUGAGGAAGAGCAGGCGUGCCGGGAAGUUGAGGAGGACAAGGAGGCUGAGCCUGGAGGCAGAUGGGACGGGAGGGAGGAGGCUGGAGGGAACCCAGAGGGUGGGGUGGAGGCUGGAGAAGCAGGCGAAGGAGGAGGAGAGGCUGGGGGAAGCCAGGACACAAUGGUCGGUUUGACAGAAGGUAGUGGGGAAGGGACAGAGGCCAAGGAGGACCAGCGUGCGGAGGACGUGAACGGUGUAGAGGAACCAGGAGGGGAGCAGGACAGAGACAAGGAGAAGGAGGGAAAGACUGAGAGAGAGCAAGAGGCUGAGGAAGGUGAGGAAGACCAGGGAGAAGCGGGAAGGGACCCAGAGCAUGGCGCCCAGGAAAACCAAGUUGCUGAGGAGGGCUGGGAAGUUGCACCCAAACAAGAGGCUGAAGGAGGCAGAGAGGAGGACGACAAAGGACAAAGGGGGAUUGGGGACCAAGAGGCAGGAGAAGACCAAGGAGAUGGUGAAGACGGCAGAAGCCCAGAAGCAGCAGCUGAGGAAGCAGCGGGGGAGGUCAGCCAGGAGCCGGAGAGUGGGGACGGAGAGGCUGCGGGGGACUACUGGGCUGGAGGGGACCAUUUAGGAGAGGGCUCCCUCCCUGAAGGGUCACCUGUAGAGUCCCUGGAAGUUGACAGUGCCAAAGAGAGCAGUGCCCAGUCCUCUGAGACAGAACAGGCAGCACCGCCGCCACCCAGGCCAGAGGGCAUGGAGCCUGAGGGGCAGCCCAGUCCAGAGGGUUGCAACCUGUGCCUGUGUCCCCUUGGCUCAGCUGGUGGUGUGGGCAUGCGCUUGGCUUCCACCCUGGUUCAGGUCCAACAGGUUCGCUCUGUGCCUGUGGUGCCCCCCAAACCGCAGUUUGCCAAGAUGCCCAGUGCAAUGUGUAGCAAGAUCCAUGUGGCACCUGCAAACCCCUGCCCGAGGCCUGGCCGGCUUGAUGGGACUCCUGGGGAAAGGGCUUGGGGGUCCCGAGCCUCCCGCUCCUCUUGGAGGAAUGGAGGCAGUCUUUCCUUCGAUGCUGCUGUGGCCCUGGCCCGGGACCGCCAGAGGACUGAGGCUCAGGGAGUUCGGCGGACCCAGACCUGCACUGGGGGUGGGGACUGCAGCCUCAUCCCCAGAACCUACCCCUGUACUGUGACCUCUGCUUAUUCUCCUCGGCCCCUUAGCUGUCUGGAGCUCCCAUCUGUGGGUGCAGAAGCGUCUGGACCACGGAGUCGGCUUAGUUUGCCCCCCAGGGAACCCCAGCUCCCUGACCCCCUUUCAUCCCCCCAGCGCCGAUCAUAUGCAUUUGAAACACAGGCUAACCCUGGGAAAGGUGAGGGACUGUGAUUAGAAGCACCGGGCAAAGGGGCCAGUGAGUUGUCUUGAAUCUCUGGGGUCCUGGACUGGCUGUCUCCUCUGCUACCUGAGCAGCUGCACUGCCCAACUCCAUAGACUGUGGCCCUCCAGGUUUUUUUUUUAGACUGUGGGAGGCACUGCCUCAAUCGGUUUACCUGAGCUUGUCUCAGACACAAAGCACUUAUCCCCUGGGAGAUUCCCAAGUAUGUCACCGAGAUCCUGAGUGGGAUCAUCGGCCAAAGGAAACAAAAUGUAGGCAGAAAACCCAGAGGCUUCUCCAAGGGGAGAAUGAAGGGGGAACUCCAGCCAAGAGCCUGUCCUUUGAGGUUGUGAACUUUUCCUCAUGGAAGCCCAGGGUGGAGGCAGAGAGGACGGGGCCAGAUCAGAGUCUGUCCCACACACACAGUCCUGGAGUUGCCCAUCCUUGUUCUGUGCUAGAGCUCUUGGGUAUCUCCGGACUCUCUCAGAUCCAGAUUAGGAGGAACAUGUCCAGAAAGCUCUUUGAAAACCUCAUAUUUGUUGGAGAGACUGGCCCCCUUUCCAGCUAACCCACCCUCUGUCUCUGUCACAUUAAGGAAGAGAGGUCUUGCACAGAUCUCUUCGGCCUCUCCUUUUUACUUGGGGAUAGCUUCCUCCUAUUUUGGGGAAGGUAAAUGGCAUCACUCAGGCCCUGGGGCUGCGUCUCCAGAGAGGCUGGGGCCCCAGGUCCCAUUCUUGUAAGGAGCCAUGUCUCAAAAUAAAAGUAUUUUUGCAUGGAAA